This is a messenger RNA of Menidia menidia (Atlantic silverside), 258 nucleotides long. NCBI's taxonomy places the organism in Eukaryota, Metazoa, Chordata, Actinopteri, Atheriniformes, Atherinopsidae. The record is from the annotation of a GenBank genome assembly.
CACUUGAUUAAAGAGGAGGAAGGAAUGCCGCCUUUGGUUGGAGCUGAGCUGAUCCAGACGCCAGUCCAGCUCUAUCGAUAUCUCCUCAGAUGCUGCAGGCUGCUGCCGUCCACCGCAAUGCAGAAGCACUAUCAACAUGCCAUAAGACAGGGUUACAACAGCCACUCAGAUGAGAACGAUCCCGAGCGGAUACAGAUGAUGAUCCAGAGAGCUAUCACAGAUGCAGACUGGAUUCUAGAUAAAUAUACUAAGAAGAAG